AUGCCGGGUCAGCUCGUAUGGUUCAUCACGGGCGCUUCAAAAGGACUCGGACUCGCUCUUGCUCACCGAGCACUUCUUCGCGGCGAUCUCGUCGUAGCUACUGCUCGCGAUACGUCGAAGUUUGAGGACGCUCUGUUCUCUGAUCCAAAGGUCAAACGCGAUCAUACCUUCAUCUUGGCCGUCGAUAUAUCGUGGUCAGUCGAUAAACUCGCUUCGGUUGCCGCUGAUGCUGCUGCUCAUUGGGGUCGCAUCGACGUACUGGUGAAUAACGCGUCAGCAUAUGUGGGUGUUGGGGCAAGCGAAGAGAUCGGAACAAACCCGUUUCACCAAUCGAUGAUCACCAACUUCAUCGGGACCAUGAAUACCACGAAUGCCAUCUUGCCGUACAUGCGAGCUGCCCGAACUGGUACAGUCAUCAUCGUCGGUAGUCGUGCAUCCUUCAUAACUGGCUUUGGUGGUUUGGCUCCGUAUAGAACAACCAAGGCCGCAUUGCAUGCUUAUGGCGAAUCACUCGCCGAUGAGCUCCAGGACUUCAACAUCCGAGUGAACGUUCUUCUACCUGGAGCCUUUGAUACGAACCCAGGCGGCGGCUUCCCUUCUAUUCCUGGCCCUCAGAUCCCAGAUUACGACGACUUCCGGGAACGCACGCGCCAGAGGCUAGAGAAACGCAGAAAUAUUCCGAACAAAGGAGACCCAGAGAAGGGUAUGGACGCACUCGUAGACGUAGUACGCGGCGAAGGCAAGGCGGCCUCCAAAAGUGGGUGGCCAUUAUGGCUGCUUCUGGGCGACGACGGCAUUUUGACCGUGCGAGAACGGUUGAAACUCAUGGCAGACACGAUAGACGAGUGGGAAUCUGUAGGGACCAAGCUCGGAGAGCUUGACGUUGCAGCACGACCCCCUUGGUGGUCGACACUUGUGCGUACUGUGUGGGGAUCUUCUGCUACGACAACUUGA
Peniophora sp. CBMAI 1063 is the source of this 954-nucleotide messenger RNA. Lineage: Eukaryota; Fungi; Basidiomycota; Agaricomycetes; Russulales; Peniophoraceae. The record is from the annotation of a GenBank genome assembly.